This is a messenger RNA of Ostrea edulis (European flat oyster), 6021 nucleotides long. Its product is annotated as heparan-sulfate 6-O-sulfotransferase 3-B-like. The transcript has 2 exons. NCBI's taxonomy places the organism in Eukaryota, Metazoa, Mollusca, Bivalvia, Ostreida, Ostreidae. Gene Ontology annotation, molecular function: heparan sulfate 6-sulfotransferase activity. The coding region runs from base 92 to 1183 and encodes 363 amino acids. The record is from RefSeq and is a predicted model, not a curated record. Gene Ontology annotation, cellular component: membrane.
AUUUCUUAACGUCAAAUGUCAUUUCCGGUCCCAUCACAGACUUCUUUACCUUACAGUGUUGUUUUGGUUUUUCAUUGUGAUUAAUUCAUUUAUGAAGAAUGAGACAAAAAUGUGGAAGCGACACAGAAAGUGGAUUCUCUCCGUCACGGCUUUUGUGUCAAUCACCACUCUGCUCUGUGUGUUGUACACGGGCAGGACUUUCCAGCCCCACGGGUCGGUGAACUUACAACGGUAUGUGCAGACCUAUCAGAAUGGGCAGUUGAUACCGAACAGUUUUUCUCCCUAUGUUCUUAACCGUGAGUACACGCUGAACUUGGAGGACGAAGAUGUCAUCGUGUUUCUACACAUACAAAAAACAGGUGGAAGUACUUUCGGGAGACAUCUUGUUAAAAAUCUGGACAUUGACAAGCCCUGUGAGUGUGUGCCGGGAGUAAAACGCUGUGACUGCCUUACUCCCAAGAAAACAUUAUGGUUAUUCAGUCGAUUUUCCACUGGUUGGGUGUGUGGGCUUCAUGCUGACUGGACAGAACUGAAGAAUUGUGUGGAGGAGCAAAUGGACAAGAAAGAGAACAUGCACAGAAACAGAAAGUAUCACUAUGUGACAAUUAUCCGCGAUCCUGUCAGCAGAUACUUGAGUGAGUGGAAGCACGUUCGCCGCGGUGCCACGUGGAAGACUGCCAGGCUCUACUGUAAUGGACGACAAGCCACCCUGGAUGAAGUGCCAUUCUGUUUUGAGUCCGAGACUUGGGAGGGUGUGACAUUGAAUGAGUUUAUCAAUUGUCGGGACAACUUAGCUAAUAAUCGACAGACUCGGAUGCUGGCCAACCUCAGCAAGGUCAACUGUUACAACCGAACCGGCAUGUCAGAGGACGAACGAAACCAUCUGAUGCUGGAAAGUGCCAAAGAUAACCUUCGUGAUCUCUCAUUUUUCGGUCUGACUGAGUUGCAGGUUGAGACUCAGAGACUGUUUGAGCAUGUCUUUCAUAUACAGUUUGUGAAAGAUUUUAUUCAAAUUAACACAACUCACAGCAUGAAAGCCAGACCAACUAAAGAGCAGUGGGAAAAAAUCGUAAAAUUAAACACCUUGGACAUUGCACUGUAUCAGUAUGCAAAGGAUCUUUUCCAACAGCGUGUCAAAGCCAUGAAUGAGGAACUCAAUGAUACGGCCCUCUUCCCAGACUAGGGGGUAUAUUCCCUGAUUUUAGGGAGUAUUAUUUUGUGUGCAAUGUCUUGAUGCAACACAGAGAAUUUAAAUGUCCAUCUACCACGGUGGUAAACACAAACAUUGUGGGAUAGCAGCAACAACCAAGUUGUUUUGCUGUAAGCAUAAUUCAAUGCUAUUCUCUGAUUAUAUUUGGGAAAGCUGUUGCACUGUAGUUCAGUAUCAGCAGAUGUUCACUUUAGAAGAGCUUAGCUAUUUGUAGAAGAUUCUGUAUAUGCACUGAAAAGUUUGGAGUAAGUGACGACAGUGUUUAAUUUCUGCUGAAACUCUACAUACAGUAAUUCCCAAUUACAAGAGCUUAUAAUGAAUAAUUAUUUAUUAAUGACACAUGUAUGUGCAGUAUUAUUCCCACUACAGCAAUGAGCCCUUGAACAAACAACUUAUCCUAAUUUGUAUGUCGAGUAUGAAAUGAAAAUACAGGUUAUUCGUAUGAAGUGGAGAAACAAAUUUAAACCAAUGUGGUUUUUUAAGUUGUCCUGUGUUGCAUUAUGAGACAGGAGUGUGGCUAUUUUUAGAUAGUUUAGAUAUUAAUACAUUUGAUUUAGAAAUUAAUACACCUGAUAUUUAGGUUAGUAGGAGAAGAUAUGCUUGCCAUAUGAUACGGUAGAUUGCAUCUGAUACCUUGUGUACAUAUAUUUUCUACAAGAUUUUAGCACCUUUUUUCCUUUUACAGUGAAAUUUUGUUAAUAUCACAUCUGCUAGUAAUUUUUGUAUAGAGAUGAAGGUUGAUGUGUCCCUCUGUGAAUCGUUGUGUUGUUAAUAUGACAUCUGCUAGUAAUUUUUGUAUAGAGAUGAAGGUUGAUGUGUCCCUCUGUGAAUCGUUGACAAAUACGUUGUGUUCGUGUUUUCCGCAGACGGAGUGAUAUUAUAAUCCACACGACCCAAAAAUACCGCUGCUUUAUGCCGUUCACUUGAGAGAUUAUGAUGAAGUCAGACAUAGAUAUAAUAGCUAUGUAAAAUGUUAAUGCAUUUCUUGUUAACUGUAAAUGAGAUUUUUUCACAAAUUAUGUCACCUGUUGACCUCUUUCUGAGGUAUUACUUUGUCCAUCUGUCUGUCACACAACAAGAGCUUUAUAACUGUAAUUUAAGAGAUGGGACUUUGUGUGAGGGUCAAGUAACGGUAUGUGCGUACCGAUAAUUAAGAUUUUUUUCCCCAAGUGAACAUGAAUAAUGUAACUAUCAUAGAAGUAUAGUAACUAAGGCAACGUAAACUAUUGGAUUUCAUCCCAGAGUGAAAGGAUGGCCAACAUUUUAAGUUUAUUCUCGACUAAUUUAAUCUCGGAUGUCGAUCUGGUUGGUCUUAUUUGUGUAAUGUGUGCAUUGUAUGAACCUUCUUCUCGUGAGGUCAGAAUGGCCUCCGUAAGUUUAUCUGUUGUGGAUGUAUCCUAUCUAAUUCAUGUGUGAAACACUGAAGGGUCGUUAGAUAUGCACACAGAUUCAAAAUAGCACGUGGUAUGCCAAUAAGAUUGUUUUGUUUUAUUUAUAGAAUACCGUAGUAUUGUGUGUACCUUUAAUAUAGGCCUUCAUUAAGGAUGCCAUCGGAGGCGACACACGUUCCUUGGAGGGAGGAGCUAAUUGUAUAACAUACAGGGAGUGAAUAUAAUGAAAACCUGCGGCACGUAUUGUACUAAUUUGUUAUCAAACACAAGGGCUAUACACCUAAGGUUGUACUGUACUCAAAUUUUUCAUUAUUUUAACUUUUUUUCUACUUGGACCAGAUCCUGAUUGACAACAAUUCUUAUUGUCAUAGUCUUCCUAAGUUUAGACUUGGUCAACAUUGUCACAGACUGCCUGUGCUGUGGACCAGGUUCGUGAUUUAGCCAACUUUUAACUAUGUUGAAUUCUGUUAUACUGGCAGGCUGUCUAAACAUUUCAUCAGGAACUCUCAAACAAUUUGGCUUCUGGGUGAAAACCCUACAUCCAUUUGAAACUCUAUUUGAACAUUACAUAUGGUCACUUAUAGGGAGAGGAAGAUACUGUCCAUUAUCCUAGCAGUCAGUACAUCCAAUAUAUCGGACAGCUAAGGUAGAUUUCAUUAUCCUAGCGGUCAGUACAUCCAAUAUAUCGGACAGCUAAGAUAGAUUUCAUUAUCCUAGCGGUCAGUACAUCCAAUAUAUCGGAAAGCUAAGUUAGAUUUCAUCCCUCUCUCUGAGGUACUGUAGAUCAUGUUUCUGUUACAGAACAUUUAUAUCUGAAACUCAUCACAAGACUCAGCCUCGUUUACAAUCUCAUCAGUUUAUGUCUGUAAUGUUGCUUAAUCACAAUAGAUUGAUAUUGUUUUUCAUGAUAUGAUUUAUGGACAAUUUUUACAAGAGAGAGAGAGAGAGAUAGAGAGAGAGAGAGAUUUCUUAUCUAAUGUCAUAUCACCAUCCGUGAGGGAAACUGUCAUUCUACUUAAAGAAUCUUGAACCAAAUAAAAUGGGGUAAGCUUUGCAUGGGGACCAAUCAGUUAUGCCUUUUGCUGCUUUGCUUGUUUAGAGUCAAGAGCCACUGCUUUACAAUGUAAGGGACUGAGGGAUUGUUAACUGCUUACCCAGCAUUUGUAUAAUCGGUUAUUGAGUAUAUAAUUAGUGAAUCAUGCAAUACGAUCAAUGUUCUACACACGUCACAAUGCACAAAGUGUUCUGCCAGAUUUAUAUAAAAUUGUCAGAAAUUCUAUGUACAAAUAUGUAUCCACUUCUGCUUAUAUGUAUUGUAUUGAGUGCUAGUACAUUUGUUUGUCAAUAAGUUUUUGUGCCUCUGUUCACUGGAGCGUGUAGUGUUCUCCUGUUCUGUCAUUCCAUCAUUCUGCAAUUCUGUCAUAAUUCAGUUUCCGUUGAUUAUCUCUACUACAGAUGCACGUAUUCAACUGAAAUUUGGUAUAUAGAUAUAUCAUGAGAUUAUCCAGAUCAAGUUUUUGGUUGAAUAUUUUUUUUACAGAGUUGUGCCCCUUGGACUUAGAUUAAUUUCCUCUCAUUAUCUCAGUCACACCAAGACAUUUUGAAUUGAAAUUUGGAAUAUAGAUCUGUCCUGCAAAUAUGCUGGUAGGGUUUGUAAUAAUUUUUAGCCUUAAAAAGUUUUCCACUCCUUUUCUCAGUCAUACAUGGACAUUUUGGAUUGAAAUUUGGGAUACAGAUUUAUCGUGAGAAUACGCAGUACUUAUAUGCUUUACCUCAGAUAUUUUUUGGCAGAGUUAUGGCUCUUAGAUGGGACAUUUUGUCUGACACAGCUACUGUAUUUACAGACAGGUUUGCCAGGGAUAGUCAUGUGCCAAAAGUGAAAAUUUAUUUUUCUCUUGUAUUUUAUAUGGAAAACAACACUUUGUUAAGUAAUCACCAAGGUUGCCAUUUUAAAUUCAUGAAUUUCAUCCAAAAUUGUUAAAAUUUUCAAUGAAAUAAGAAAGCCUAAUCUUAAUUUAAUCUUGAUUAUAUUAAAUCAUAAUUCAAUUCAGACUGAAUAAGAAAAAAACUGACUCGAGAUAGGAUGAUAGAAUCUUUCAUUAAUAUGAGUGUGGGAAUGGGGAAUGGGGAAAUUCCACCUAGGGGAUAACGGAUACUGUUCCCUUGGUGGUAUUUCCAUAUCCCACAGUAGUAAAUAAAGAAGGACUUUUUUUCCAGUUUAGUACAUUGAUACAGGAGCUUUGAGAAAAUUCAAUGUUAUAAAAAAAAUUCAUUUGAACUCAAAUACAAAAACUAUGUAGAAAACCCAAAAAUGGUGUACACUUUUACGUGUAAACUAAAAAAAACCAAAGCUGAUCUCCAGAAAACUACAUCAAAUCAAAAUUUAAAGAAAAACGAUACAAAAUAUUUUACUUUACGUAAUCAUAGAAAAUAUAUGAUGUCACAAUCAAUGACGUGGCUGUUUUGUAAGAUGGAAAAUUCUGUCUUUCACUGGUGAUAACUCGUGGAAAUUCAAGAGCUAAUAUUUGUAAUGGUGUAGGUUGUACAGAUGACGGAGGUCAGAAUAAUCGUAAAAUCCAAGUGUGGGAGUGAGGGAGACCACAAUACCGAAGCUGGUGAACGACAGUGGUGAGAAGUGUGUACCUGAAUAAACCAGCCCCCCCCCCCAAACAAAAAAUUAAAUAGAAUUAUGCACAGAAUGUGGAGGCAAAGUGUAUUUUUAAAUUUAUCAUCAACUCUAAAAAUUUGUCUCCGUAUGAUACCUAAAAAAAUUAAAUUGUAUCAAAAAGUGUUUGGGUUUUUUUUUUUCGAUGAAAUUUAUGGUACAUAUUUAUAUGUUUUUACAUGAAUGUUGAUUGUUAUAGAUACUUGCGUUAAAAUUCUACAGUUGAUGUGGCAUUACUAGUGAGCUAUAUCUGUCGCUGACUGGUGUAUGUAGGGCGAUGCUGAACAUUGUGCUCCGUACUUCCGAGUUUUGAAGUAAUCUGUCAGUAUUUUUAGGUGCUUUUAUACAAGACCACUGAAGGACCCAGUGGUUGUCAUUAAAUAUUGACUUAUUGAUGUGUAUUUUAUGUAUGUUAUACAUUGUGUGUGUUCUAUGAUCACAUGUUCACAGUUGUUAAUUACACAUAGGUUUGUACAUUGUAUAAACAAACGCGCUUUAACUCUUUCAAAGUGAAAGAAUACUGAACCUUCCUUUUUAAAUCAAAAGCCACAAAUUUUUUAUUUAAAAAGAAAUUAUAUAUACAAUAUUUAAUCUAUUUAUUAAAUUAUUUUGUUGAUGUCGAGGUACAUUUUCUGUCAAAGGGAGAGAACUAUUAAAAGGACAACCAAAGUGAAACAGUAUAUUAGAUUAUUGUUACAUAGAUCUGGCUUCUAAUUGUUCUGUGUUAUUUUAAACAAUAAAAUCAUUGAACAUUU